AUGGAGGAACCGUGGACCGAAGCACAGUACGAAGCAGCCCUCGCACAACUGGAAGCCCUCACCGACAAGCUAACCGCACUACGAACCACGAUCCCAAACAUAAUCUCACCACUCACACGCCCCGCAACCACAAAACCCGCCGCCUUUGCUGGACUGAAGAAAGCCGCUAUCGGAGCCGUCACUGGAGUCCAGGAUCUCAGAAGGGAAUGGGAGAGUGAUGGCAUGCAGGAUAUGUUGAAGAGGACAAAAGAGAGUUAUGAGAAAGAUCCUAAUCUGAAACCUGCUGCUGAGGUUCCGGCCUGGGGGUGGGUGAAGGAGGGAGAAGAGAAAGAUGAUGGGAAGUUGCAAGGACAACAAGUUGAGGUUAAGAAGGAGGAUGGUGUUGCUGGUUGA
Molecule: messenger RNA, 393 nt
Organism: Aureobasidium melanogenum CBS 110374
Lineage: Eukaryota; Fungi; Ascomycota; Dothideomycetes; Dothideales; Saccotheciaceae
Exons: 2
Coding region: 1-393 (130 amino acids)
Source: RefSeq, a predicted model, not a curated record